CGAUAUCGUAUCUCCAUACGCCUGGACCCUAUCAACAUCACAGCUCAACGCUAUGGAGCCGAAGUGCCGGUUUGAUGAAGUCAUGUCUAUUAAUAUUAUUCUCCAACUUCUAUAAAGACUUUCUGAUCAACCCACGAUAUCCAACGUUCUCAUCAUCAAUCAUCUCAUCUUCUCAAGCAUCUCAACUACCAAACACUCUUCAACUCCAACAAACAACUCUCUUCCACCUUCUCCCACACAAACAACCAAACACCAACCAUCAAAAUGAAGUUCACCACCUCUCUCUUCGCUCUCGCUGCCGCCACUGGCGCUGUCGCCGCUCCUUCUGCUCCCCUCGAGGCUGUCUCCAUGAUGGUCGCCACUCCCAUGUGGACCAUCGAGUCUAUGCAGCGAACAUGCGAUAAGCCCGACACCACCUGCACAUGGAACUUCAAGAUCAACACCGGCAGCGGUGCCGCCACUGCUUGCAAGUACGUCGUCAAGGCUUCCAAGAACGCCUCUCAGGCCAACGGCGGCCCUGUCAAGUGCGGCACUUUCACUGUCACCUCUGGCUGGAGCGGCCAGUUCGGCCCCGACAACGGCUUCACCACUCUGUCUGUUGUCAGCAACAAGAAGCAGAUCGUUUACCCCAGCUACACCGACAAGCAGGUUUCUGGUGGCAAGGUUGUCAAGCCUGACCAGAAGUACGCCCCUGCUUCUCUCCCUUAAGCGUUGGACAAUUUAUGGAUGAUGGAUAGAUGGGCUCUGAGUACCAGGGCAGUAAUAUUUAAUACUGGAUAAUUAGACGGGUUGGAUAGAUGUAUAUACAAUCUCAUAUGACAUAAACUAUUG
Messenger RNA from Fusarium graminearum PH-1, 831 nucleotides. RefSeq lists its product as uncharacterized. Lineage: Eukaryota; Fungi; Ascomycota; Sordariomycetes; Hypocreales; Nectriaceae. The record is from RefSeq and is a predicted model, not a curated record. The coding region runs from base 265 to 708 and encodes 147 amino acids. The transcript has a single exon.